UGUUAUCGAGGAAACGCGUCAGGCCAGAGUCACAUCUUGGCAGUUAUAGGAAUAAUUUGUGCGCGUUGAGAAACGGUAACCUCUCUAAAACCUCGAUUUUUUUUUUUUCUAAUUCGGUUAUUUUAUUUUAAAUCUCACCAUCACCGGCCGGCCAAGCCGCUGGUCAAAAACGGUUUUUAUCUUUUUUACACUGAGCUAAAGGCCAAAGCGGCUGCCAUGGAUUUUUAAGGCAUAAUGCGGCACCUCUAAUGCAAUGGCAAUGCACAGUGCAAGGCAAAGCAAACAGCGAGAUUCCAUCUUCGCAACUGCCAAGCAGUUGGGCUCAAAUACCGUCCGCGGUAUACCUGCGAGCCAACCGGUACCUCUGCUCCUGGACCGACGGAAGCUAACGCUAGCUAGCUAGUCACCUUAAGUGGUAUAAAAAUCCAUCGGGUGAAAGUGAUCCAUCAAUUCAUUUGAACGUCGUCAAAACUACCGAUCAAAAAUGAAGCCUCAAGAUAUCAUCGCCGGUAAAACCAGCCUGUGGAUCUUCGGGUACGGGUCGCUGGUUUGGAAGCCUGACUUCAAGUACAAGAGGAGCAAGGUCGGUUACAUUCAAGGCUACAAGAGACGCUUCUGGCACGGAGACAACUUUCAUCGUGGGAACGAUAAGUUGCCCGGAAGAGUGGUGACGCUGAUUGAAGAUGAUGACGAGGCCACUUGGGGUGUGGCGUUUGAGGUGGCAGGCUCACAGGUGGAGGAGUCCCUGAAGUACCUCAAUGUGCGCGAGACAGUCUGUGGGGGCUACAUGACCAAAAUGGUGGAUUUCUUCACCGAGGAGGAGGACCAGCUUCCCGUACAGGCACUGGUUUACAUCGCCACCUCUGACAACCCCCUCUACCUGGGGCCAGCCAGCCCGGAGGAGAUCGGCGCCCAGAUCGCUUUGUGCAGAGGGAAGACGGGCCACAACCUGGAGUACCUGCUCCGGCUAGCUGAGUUCAUGAGGAGCAGUUGCCCACAUGUAGAGGACCAUCACCUGUUCUCCAUCGAGGCCGCAGCACUGACCAUGGUGUCUUACCUGUUAGCAGCACAGUAGCUCGUACCCUUUGUUUCACUAGCAUGUAAUGGGAGGAAUCCAGUACACAUGAGGCUUUGAUCUGUCAUGUUCUACCUGUUUACAUUCUGUAGCUUCACAUCACCAUCCAGUGUACUUGAAUACUAAAGUGGGGGUAGCUUGAUCUUAUGUCAUGUUGAAUACAAUCCCUAAAAUGUUCACUGUAAACAUUCAUAGUUUUUCUUCACUAAUGGGUUCGGUUUGAACGGUUUAGCUUCCGUCCGAUUCAGAACGUACUGCUGUCGCUCGCGGUUAAAUGCAUUUAUGAGCAGAAGAAUAAAUCUGACUCUGAAAUGUUGCUUGUGACAAUUGAGUGUCAAGUUGAAUAAAUGCCAGUUAAAAGGUGGAAAGCA
Molecule: messenger RNA, 1446 nt
Organism: Archocentrus centrarchus (flier cichlid)
Lineage: Eukaryota; Metazoa; Chordata; Actinopteri; Cichliformes; Cichlidae
Gene: chac1
Product: ChaC, cation transport regulator homolog 1 (E. coli)
Exons: 3
Coding region: 485-1075 (196 amino acids)
Biological process (GO): glutathione catabolic process
Cellular component (GO): cytoplasm
Molecular function (GO): glutathione specific gamma-glutamylcyclotransferase activity
Source: RefSeq, a predicted model, not a curated record